Messenger RNA from Ruditapes philippinarum (Manila clam), 6816 nucleotides. Its product is annotated as HEAT repeat-containing protein 1-like. Lineage: Eukaryota; Metazoa; Mollusca; Bivalvia; Venerida; Veneridae. The record is from RefSeq and is a predicted model, not a curated record. Gene Ontology annotation, molecular function: snoRNA binding. The coding region runs from base 17 to 6481 and encodes 2154 amino acids. Gene Ontology annotation, biological process: maturation of SSU-rRNA from tricistronic rRNA transcript (SSU-rRNA, 5.8S rRNA, LSU-rRNA); positive regulation of transcription by RNA polymerase I. The transcript has 45 exons. Gene Ontology annotation, cellular component: small-subunit processome; t-UTP complex; 90S preribosome.
AACGCAAUUUAAAGGCAUGACAGAGAUGACUUCUCUUGCAAAACAACUUCAGCGUCUAGCUGUUCCUCACACACAGACUAUACUUGGUGAAGAUAAAAAGAAAGCCUCAUUACUGUUUGAUCCAAAAGAGGCAGCAUCUAUUGACAGAGAGACAUUUUAUGCAUUAGGUUUAAAUGGUUUGGAGGAGUUGGAAACUAUUGAUGAGGACUUCAGUGAAUUUGAGACCAGUCUAUUUGGAGACUCCUCCUUGAUGUUUGAGAGAUCUGUGCAGACAAAGGAGAUUAAUGCAAAACUAGACAAGACCAUACAAAAGUUUCUGAUACAUGUGUCACCUUAUUGUCUCCUUAAACCUGCACAUAAAGCUAUUGAAUGGCUAAUUCACAGGUUUCAUAUCCACUUUUACAACACUGAUGUGCUGUUAUUAUGCUUCCUACCUUACCAUGAAAGUAAAAUCUUUGCUAGAGUUCUACAACUGGUGAAAUUUGAUUCAAAAACAGCCUCAAAAUGGGACUUCUUAGAACCUUUACAAAAAUCUGGGGUACACUUGUCUCGGAUGACUUUAGUGAACCACUGUGCCACUGAUGUAGCAUUCCUCUCAUUUGUCUGUGACAUGGUUCCAACAGCUGUUAAGGAAAGUGUUUUAACAGAAAAAGGAGAGAAGCCCAAAUGUAGAGUAUUGUUUUCCUUCUAUGCUACGACGGUGAUAGGAGUCUUGGACACAGCGUCCGAAUCAGAGGUCAUUGUAUCAACUUUAUUACCCCAUGUUACAACAGGAAUGAUGUCAGGUGUCCAUGAAUACAAGGCUGCGUCGUACAUGAUCCUAGCACAGCUUCUUCACAAGAUGAAACUUAAAGCCGAUCUUGUCAAGUCACUGCAACGUGUUCUAGCCAAGAGUAUGAUUCAAGACUUGCUUGGGGAAGCAAUGUCCUGCAUGCUUCUGAUGUUUCAAACACAAGAUGUCACCAAUUAUGGUAUCACUAAAAAGACUUUCAAGUACAUAUGUCAGCAUCAUGGUAUCGUGGAUGUUUUGUGUCAUCUUUACACACAAUUUGAGGCAGCUCAGUUCUUGACAUAUUUCCUUGAUCUGUUGAUUCCUGCAGCCUUCAAACAUGCUGUUGGCAUAGCAACUAGUGGAGAGAGCAGUGCAUCAGAGUCAUCUGGAGGUUUGAAGGAAUAUAUGUCCAUGUUACACAGACUCUUGUCUACUCUCAGUCUUCCAGAUGACACAGCAGAAAUGGCUGCAUACAAAUUCCUGCAAGUUUUUAUAAGGCAUGGAAGCAAACAUCUGGAUAAUGAUGUUGAUGACAGAAUCAAGGAAAGUUUACAAGGAAUUGUUAGGCAGCUUGAAGGAAAACAUUCGGCUGCUGUAGACAAGGCUAUCAGUAAAAUACUGACAGAGUGUAAAAACUCGGCAGAGAAAGACUUGGUGAACGAGUUUCUCAAUCUGUAUGUAUUGUCCGUACCACAUCAGUUAAUUACUGACAGUGAGACGAGUCUUGUUCUGUCACUGAAUCAUAGACUGCCUACAGUCAGGAAGAAAGCUGUAGCCACACUUAUACAAAACAGAGCAGAGCUUGAAGAAGAUGGGUUUCUUAAGGAUUCACUAACUUUACGACUUCAAGAUGAGGACCCAUGUGUGGUACAGGCAGUUCUAGCUAUUGGUCAGGAAUUAUGGUCAGUGAUAGAUGAUGAUUUACAGACAUGCAAACUUCUUCUCAAACCAAUAUUUGAAUAUCUUAACAACCAGCAAGGCUCGGCUGUAAAUGAAAGGAGACAGUCUGCAUGUUUAGCGGCUGAGAUAUUAGGGAAUUAUUGUGGCGACAAUACCAUGGAAAUAUUUACAAGAUGUCUUCCAUGCUUGUUUUUGACUCAGAAGUCCAAGGAGUCGGUAAAAAUAAUUGGAAUGUUACUGGACUCAAAACUUACUUCUAAACAUCCUGUUCUUGUAGAGGUCAAAAAAGAAUGGACUGCUGUAUCGAAAACUGUAACAAAAGAAUCAGCAGAUAUAGGCAUGAUGGACACCAGCAUUGCACAAUGUCUGGCUCACGGUCUGUGUCAUGCCAUCACACAAAACAAUCUACAAAUUGUGCGCGACUGGACUAAUAUAGCUGGGAAAGCAGACAAUGCAAGGACAGUAUGUUUAAUGUUGAUUGUACUUGACAUCCUUGUUACUAUGAAUACUGAUAGUAAAAUCAGGUUGGAGUUGUGUCUGCUGCAGAUACAACUAAUUGAUAAUAUUCAGCGAGCACAGAUGGUGCAUUCUCGUAAAGUCAAAGUGCAAGAGAUGAACAAGGGAUGGAAGGGGAUUAUAACUGAUGAUAAACAUUUGUUACUGGCAGUAAAAAACAACCAAGUGCUUAGUACAAUGUGCCAAAAAGCUGUGGCUGGUGUCAUUAAAGUGCUGAAGGUGCCAAAACAACUUAUACAAGCACCGGUGUGGCAGUUGUCUGGAGAUGAGACAGAGAGUGAUGUUUUUCUGUGUGUAUCAGUACUCCUAUACAGAUUUCUUCUUGCUGAGGUCUCCACUAAAGUUGGUCAUAUAUACAUAGUGAUGCUGCAGUCAAUACAAAAGACUUGUUUCAAUAACGCUGAGUUAUAUUUGAAGUUUCUAUGCUUAUUAUGGACUCAGCAUGCUAACAACAGAGUAAAUGACCUUGGCCUAACAUUGACCUUACAAGCAAGGUCAUUGAAUCUAGGUCAUGCUUUUGUGAAAAGUUUAGAGGGAGAAGAUAGGAAAAGAUUCUUGCAGUCACCAACAGCUAUGUCAGGACUCCUACUGGUGUUGACCAGUGAGCAGGCUCAGAUCAGACGAGCUGGUGUUCAGGUUAUCAAAGAACUGUAUUCUAUAGCUGAGGAAGAAAGCACAAUGUUUUCAAGCCUUCAUAAAAGAAUUGUCCGAUGUGAAGAAGAGAUUGAGUCAGAUUCUAUGUACAUUAACCAAUUAAUUGGUCAGCACUUUAAGCAUACAUCUGCCUCAGAAACUGUCAGUAAGAGGUCAAAGAGAAGGAAAUCUGAAGGUGGUGGUCAAGACAAAGAUAUCAAACAGUCAGCAUUGAUGUCAUUGUUAGAACUGAUUAUCAACCAAUCUACUCCUGGAUAUAUGCAGUACAAAAUGCUGGUUGUUUUUUCACAGCUCAACAAUAAGGAUGUGUUAGAAGCAUUGUUACCUCUGAUGGAGAGACUAUUGGACCAGUCUGUUGAUGAUAUGCCAGAGAUAGACAGUAAAUGUUUAAAUCUCCUUGUGCAGAGAUUUACACUGGAUACUAGUGACUGUCUGUCAAAGGCAUCAAAAGGAUUACUACUGUUUAUAAAGACUUUAAAACUUCACCAGGAAGUCUCGGAGAAUAGCCAGACAUCUCAGAUGAUUGCUGUGUCUCAGGUAACAAAGGAGUUAUUUGGUGCAAUAGAGGAUGAUUCUCAACAUGAAGUGAUGAGUACAUUGUUUGAUGUAUGUGUAGAUACUAAACAUCUGUUGGUAGCCAAUCUAAUUAGGAAAACACUCAAACAUCUGUCAGUGAAUGGUGAGCAUAUAGAGAAAGAGUUGAAGAAAUGUCUUGACAUUCCAACUGCCAAAACUGUCCGUGAGGCUAAAAGAUUGAAACGACCUGACCCAACUCCACAAUCAGUAGGGGACACAGAGUUUGACUCUCGUAUUUGGCAGAGGGUAACAGUGGUGCUAGAAGCUGUACAAAACAAGAAGAAAAUACAAAACUAUUACUGUCUAGUACCUGUGUGCUUCCAGUUAAUGUCAAGCAUACUAGAAUCAGAUAAUCAUGUAGCUGUAGAGUACAUCAAACAGCUGAUACUGACCCUCAUGUAUAAUAUAUGUACCAGACUGGAUAAACUAGAACAAGAUGACAUUAUACCAGAACAACAGUUCAACAUGGAUUUGAUCAUCAACUGUAUUAGGUCGUCAGAUAACCCACAGACACAUCAUCAUGCAUUGUUGUUGCUCACGGCUGCAGCUAAAAUAUAUCCUGAGCACCUGUUACAUAACAUGAUGUCUGUGUUCACAUUUAUGGGAGCUAACAUAAUGAGACAAGAUGAUGCCUACAGUUUCCUUAUCAUCAGUAAAAUACUAGAGACUGUUGUACCUGCAUUAAUUACUGCAUGUGAGCAGAGAAAGCGUGUGCCUAAAGGCAUCACCAACGACCCUGAUGAUAUAAUUACCAUGGUUAUACAGGUGUUUGUAGAUUCAUACCCGUAUAUACCGGAACAUAGACGGCAACUUCUAUUUAACAAACUCAUGACUGUAACUGGUGAGGAGAAAUAUCUGUGGAGGACUCUACUUCUGAUGAUGAAACAUGUGGUUACCAAGGGGACACUGAAGGCAGAGCUGACAACUGAUUCCCAAGAGGUAUCAAGUGAUACCGAGUUUUGUCUGUCCAUGUGUUCAGAGUUUACAGCAGCUGUACAGUUGUUAGCUGCUAGAGAAAUGAUGAAUUAUCUACUGAAACUACCAGAUGACAAGGAUGAUGAUGUUGUAAAAGUUGUUAGAAAGGGACAGAAGUCCCAGUCAUUUGGAAAACUUCACAAAGAGGAUGCUCUUGUCUUUAAUGUAGCUGUACAUACAGGGAAACAACUGAGAUACUUCAAAUAUGCCGCAAUCAAUCUCCUUGUUAACUUGUUCUCCAGUAUAGACUUCAUAUAUCAGAUUACUGAGAGUGCUGAAGAUUUGAGUGGAGAGUUUCAGCUGGUACUAGAGACAGCACUCAAGUUUGUGUCACACAUUACCAACACUGCUAACAGAUCACAUGCUAAACCUACAGCUAAAUACUGGAGAGCUAUACUUCAUAAAUCUCAUGAUAUGCUCGAUAAGUUUGUGUCCCUGUUGCCUGAUGAUUUGUUUGUUACUGUGAUUGGUGGAUUGUUGUCACAUGACCUACCAACUAUACAAAGAAAAGCCAUGGACUUACUCAACUCUAAGUUACAACAACAGAAAGAAAUGAAACCAGCAGAGGUUGAAGGAAUGUUGUCCAUUGUUGAUCAGCUUAGAAAAUUGGUAAAUCACCUUGCCGCGGGUGAUGUCAUCUCGGAGGAGAACUCUAUCAACUGCCAGACUGCAUUUAUCUCCCUUAAACUGUUAUGUAGACAUUUAGGAAAUGUUCAUAAGGAGACAUUCUGUAAGGUAUUGAAGACGACUAUAACAGUGUUUAAACAACCUGGUAUAAACCACCAGGUAGCAUCUUGUGCAUUAUUGUGUAUAGCUGAGAUUGUUUCAACACUGAAGGUCAAUGUGAUUGCUCAGCUGCCAAAGUUCAUGCCACCUCUCAUAGCAGUAAUGGCUGACAGGGAAAACCUCUUUAAGAAUGAACUGUAUGUGAUAAGUGUAGUCACAGCUGUGAACAAACUCGUGGAAAAUUUGUCAAACUUUCUCAGUCCAUAUCUACAUGACAUUGUCACAAAUGUGUGUAUACUGUCAACUGAGGCAAUGCAGAAUGACAUAUUACAGAAACCACAAGUUGCUCUUAGACUGAAAACAAUUAGGACUACACUAUCCACGAAUAUACCUACCCGUGUUUUACUUCCUGUUGUCACAACUUGCUACAACCACCUGGUGAAAUCAAAUCUGAUGAGUGUUUCAUCAUUGAUGUCUUUAUUUGGAGAGCAUGUGUCACAUAUUACACGAGAAGAUCUUACAAGCCACCUGUCGUACCUUCAAACUUUCUUCCUGCAAUGUCUAGAUAUACGUAUAGACUUCCCAGCGUUGGAUGAGGAGAAGUUGUCUAUGAUAGAAAGUGUUACCAUAGAAACAAUUAUCACCAUGGUUAUGAAACUGUCAGAAUCAACAUUUAAACCUUUCUUAUUCAAAAUAUUUGAUUGGGCCACAACCAGUGAGGAGUUGAGAGAGAGAAUAUUGGUGUUCUAUAAAUUAGCUGAAAGGUUGGCAGAGAGGUUAAGAAGUUUAUUUACUUUGUUUGCUGGUCAUAUUAUAUCACAUGCUGCAAAAAUGCUGGAUGAAAAUAACAACAUUAAACGAGAGGAAAGUUUUUUCCAAGAUGACAGUGAGGAAUAUGAGAAAUCUUGCCAGUUACUGGAGUACAUACUUGACUGUAUCAAUAAAUGUUGUAUGUAUGAUACUGAAGGUUUCAUCAAUAAAGAAAGAUUUGAUCUACUUAUGCAACCUCUUGUUGAUCAGUUGGAGAACCAGCAAGGCAGCGAGGAACAAAGUGAGAAUAGAAGUAAAGGAAGCACCUGGUUCCCUGCAAUCGUACAGUUGUGUGUAGCUGCCCAGGAUGAUUUCUAUGGAGGGCUCUUAACUAUCAAGUUUGUCUAUUUACAGGGAAAAAAGUCAGCAUUGGUUACACUAGACAUGUUACAUAAGAAGUUAGGGGAAGACUACAUGCCUCUACUUCCAGACACUAUACCAUUCCUUGCUGAACUUAUGGAAGAUGAGUCUGAAGAAGUUGAGAAGAAAUGUCAUGAAGUUAUCAGAGAAAUGGAGAAAACUUUGGGAGAACCUCUACAGAAAUAUUUCUAGAUUAUAAAUCUGAUACCAUUACAAUACCUCGGUAUUAUUAAUAAGGAACUUAAGUUGUGUGAAAUUAUUUGAAAAUAUGCAUAAAAAACUGAAUUAGAAAUAGAGAGACACAACUUUUUGUAAAUGAAAGUAGAUUUGUAACACAAACACAGAUAUAUUGGAUUGUUUAAUUUUCUGAAAAAGUUUUUUUUUUAGUCAUUUAGAUAUCAUUUUGUUGCUGUUCUAUCAUAGCUAAUACUAAAACAUACACCCACUGUCAUCAAAAGUAUUUUGUUAUGUUGAUAAAUUAUGUAUUUUAAAGGAAUGAAAAUAUUAAAGAAUAUACUUAAAAGUUA